Ilex paraguariensis (yerba mate) is the source of this 1614-nucleotide messenger RNA. NCBI's taxonomy places the organism in Eukaryota, Viridiplantae, Streptophyta, Magnoliopsida, Aquifoliales, Aquifoliaceae. The record is from the annotation of a GenBank genome assembly.
AUGGGAAAAUCACUUCCUUCUACAACCAGGCUUCAAGAAUUCGCCAAGAUCUUCACCUCCAACAGACUACAAAUUUCCAAGCCAAUCAAACCCGUUUCCAAAACCCGUCUGCCCGAACCCGCCAAACCCACCAAGGGAAUCCACGUUGAGUUGGAGCAUCAACGAUUGAGGUUGAAGAAGAAGAUGGAAGGGAAUUCAGAGCAGCCAAAAGAGACCCGAUUGCUACUUUCUGAGGUGGUUUCGGACUGCGUGAAGCGGUGGUUUCAGGACACACUCAAGGAGGCCAAAGCCGGGGAUAGCGCCAUGCAGGUCUUGGUGGGUCAGAUGUAUCAUAGUGGCUACGGUGUCCCCAGAGAUGCCCAGAAGGGACGAGCUUGGAUUAGUAGAGCUUCGAAGAGUCGGUCCUCAGUAUGGAAAGUCAGCGAUAAACAUCCAGGAUACAAUGCCAGUGACUCGGAUUCUGAUGAUAUGAAGGUUGACGCCAAAUAGGAUCUAAUGUGCUUUCUUGGUCAAUUUAACAAUGGCAGGGUGAGUUGAAUUAUCUUCCAUUUUAAUUGUUUUUUUUUUCUUGAGAUUAAGCUUAGCUCAAUCUGUUUAAUAAGGCGGUAAAUGAACUCUCGACAUGAUGAGAUAUGCAAUUGUGUUCUUGAUGUCUUUCUCAUGCAGAAUUAUGGUGCACUCUCCAUAGAUAGUAUGUUAUGUAGGAAGCAUAGGAGUUAUCUUUUCACCUUCUUGUUUCAUGCUGUAAACGAAUUUGAGUUAGUCAGAGGAUUGUUUUUAGCCUGAGUGACUUCAAUAAUAUUAUUCGGAGAAUACAGUGCCUAAAAUAAACCUCAUUGUGAUGUUUGCAAAUGGUAUCCUAUCCUACAAUCUACUUUAAACUUGUGUUCCUCAUAGUGGAAAUGCGGUUUAUUUAUUUGUGCAUGAGAUUAUUGCGAUGAUCCUCAAAUUAUAACUGUCCUCUCAUUGAUUCCAAAGCCCUAACUUCCUAUAAGAGCACUUCUCCUCAAUCCUCAUCAUAGCACUCAUUUGAAUACCUCUCUAAUUCUCCAUGUUAAUGUCCCUAACAAGUGUGCCGAAGUACGAGGUGUUAUACAUAUUUCAAAAAAGACUUAUUGUAUGAUCCUCAUAUCAUAUUGCUGCACUACUCAUAGGCUUUGUGCCAUAUGGAUACUUCCUUCACUUCGGGAAGUUGCUGUAUCUAAUCCCUUAAAUUCACGUUGUAUCCAUGCUCACAAGUCAUUGGUUUGUACUUAUAAUGAGAUUGCACAUCCCCACCCCCCCUUCUUUCUUUAUUUAUUUUUAUUUUUUGUUGAUGAUCUUAAUCUUUAGUUUACCUACAUCAUUGGUUUUAGACAGAGACAAUCUAUCAUUGAUGACCUAAGAAGUACGGACAUGGACACUGACACGCAGACGUGACAUUUUUAAAAAAAGCAGCACACGGACACGUUGGAGACAUGCUACAAAUAAUUGUAUUUUAUAUCUAAAAUUAUAUAUAAUUUAUUACAAUUAUAAUGAUAAUGACAUUAUUCAUUGUUAAGUUUGGACGAUUAACAUAGAGACAAUAUUUAGGGAGAAACAGAGGGAGGUUAAAACUUAAUUUAGCCCUCAUAC